Messenger RNA from Peromyscus eremicus (cactus mouse), 852 nucleotides. Its product is annotated as prolactin-2B1-like. The record is from RefSeq and is a predicted model, not a curated record. The coding region runs from base 1 to 852 and encodes 283 amino acids. NCBI's taxonomy places the organism in Eukaryota, Metazoa, Chordata, Mammalia, Rodentia, Cricetidae. The transcript is spliced from 5 exons. Gene Ontology annotation, molecular function: hormone activity; prolactin receptor binding. Gene Ontology annotation, cellular component: extracellular region. Gene Ontology annotation, biological process: female pregnancy; mammary gland development; positive regulation of cell population proliferation.
AUGGACAUCGAAGACACUCCAUAUGGAGUUGGUCUUCUUCUUGGCAAAAGUGGCCUGUUGGUCAAAGAACUGCCCUUGCGUCAAUUGCAGACAGUAAGAACCCUGUCCAACCUGGACGAACAGGACAAAGAAAAAAGUGGCUGCUGUACAUUGAAAGACAGGAGAAAGAAAUCUCAGAGUGGCUUUUCUUCUCGUUUAGCAAGGACACUACUCCUGUUCCUAGUGUCCAACCUGCUCUUGUGGGAGAAUGCAGCCUCUGCACCUACCUGUGUCAAGAGGGAUCUGGAUACCCAGAAGUCCGUAGAGAGACUAGUUAAAUUGGCCACCUUUAUGUCUAAGAUGAUCAAUAUCCAAGCUGGAGAAAUAUUUACUGAAUUUGAUAACCAGUAUGCCCACGGCAAGAGGUAUAAUGAUAGGGUCCCUGACAUCUGCCCCACUGAUUUUUUUGAAACUCCAGUAAACAAGGAGCAAGUUCUAAAAAGCAAUCCAGAAGUACUACUGCAAUUGGUAUACAAUCUACUGUAUUCCUGGGCCGACCCUCUGCAUCAUCUUGUGAAUGAAAUAUCUAUCAUGCAGGGAGAUCCUUAUUCUAUUCUCUAUAAAACCAGACAGAUGAAGGCAAAAUUUGAAGACCUCACGGAGGGAAUUAAAAUAAUACUCAGCGAGAUUGGAGAAAAAGCUAAUGAGAGCUACCUUGCUUGGUCUGGGCUGACAGCCUUGCAGUCAAGCAAUGAAGAUGUUCGCUGUUUUACCUUUUACAACUUGUUCCGCUGCCUGCUCAAAGAUUCCCACAGAAUAAACACUUUUCUCGAGGUCCUCAAGUACCAAAUCAUCCAUGAAAACAACUGCUAA